CCAGUUCUAGCUAGGAGACGGACGCCGCACGCGGCAUUCGCCUAUAAGAAGGGCGGAGGUGAGAGAAGAGGGGGAGCACUCCGUCUAGUCUCUGCUGAUUGAUCUCGGUCUGAAUUCUUCGCUGGUUUCGAUUGGGGUUCUGGAGGAGCUGAAAAAAUGGGGAUUGGCGAUGCCUCACCUAGUGAAACAAGAGAUGAGACCAUGCCACUUCUCCCGUUCAACGAGGAACAGGGAAUACUGGGAUACAGUAUCCACGAGUUCAAUGGAGCUUCUUUCUCCGGCGCGGUUUUCAAUCUGUCGACGACCAUCGUAGGGGCUGGGAUCAUGGCCCUGCCGGCGAGCAUCAAGAUGCUAGGCAUUGUACCUGGUAUCCUGAUGAUCGUCCUCGUGGCGUUUCUCACCGAGGCGUCCAUCGACAUGCUGCUCAGGUGCAGCCAUGAGGGCGAGAUUACGUCCUACGGCCGGCUGAUGGGCAACAGUUUUGGUCGAUGGGGGAGGAUCGCGCUGCAAGCAUCUGUGGUGAUAAACAACCUCGGCGUCAUGAUUGUAUACAUGAUUAUCAUUGGUGACGUGCUAUCCGGAACAUCUACAAACGGUGUUCAUCACCGUGGUGUCUUUGAGGGAUGGUUUGGAUCUCAAUUGUGGAAUUCUCGGCCGGUUGUUCUCCUCGCCACGACUAUUUUUGUGUUUGCUCCAUUGGUGAGCUUUAAGAAAUUGGAUUCAUUGAAAUACACAUCUGCUAUAUCAGUUGCUCUUGCUGUGGUUUUUGUUGUGAUCACUGCUGGAAUCGCUAUUGUCAGACUCAUCCAAGGAACUGCUGAGAUUCCUAAACUCUUCCCUAAGAUAGAUGAAAAUAAUUCCAUCUGGGAACUCUUUACAGCUGUACCGGUUCUUGUCACUGCCUACAUUUGCCACUACAAUGUUCACAGCAUCGAUAAUGAGCUGGAAGAUAGAACUCAGACGAAGCCCAUAGUGCAAACUUCACUGGCUCUCUGUUCAACUGUCUAUGUUGCGACAGGCUUGUUUGCGUAUCUCCUGUUUGGCGAGGGUACACUGUCCGAUGUGCUCGCUAAUUUUGACUCUGACCUCCGUAUUCCAUUCAGCGAUGUCUUCAAUGAUGUAGUGAGAGUGAGCUAUGUAGUCCAUGUCAUGCUCGUCUUCCCUAUAGUCUUCUUUGCCCUUAGGCUCAACUUCGAUGGACUGCUAUUCCCCACCUCAGGGCACAUUUCUCUUGACAACCGAAGGUUCACCAUUAUCUCAAUCUCACUCCUUGUUGUGAUUUAUCUUGCUGCUAACUUCAUACCGAGCAUCUGGGAUGCGUUCCAAGUCACCGGUGCCACGGCUGCUGUCCUUAUUGGCUUCAUAUUUCCUGCUAUGAUCAUACUGAGGGAUUCUUAUGGAGUUGCAACCAAGCGCGACAAGAUUUUAGCUGUAACCAUGAUAGUGCUUGCUGUGCUCUCAAAUUUGGUGGCCUUAUACACUGAUGCGCUGAACAUUAUAUACAGGAAGGCGGAGGUCUAGGCGCUGUACUCUUAUGGGAAUAAUGGUGUUUUUUGACUUAAUUAUUAGGAAGUCAAGCAAUAUGAUUUCAUCGGAAGAAAAACAAUAUGGUUUCAUGGAGGCUCCUAAAUUUUUUUUUGGCACUUAGAAAGGAUCUUCCUUACUGCACAUGUCUAUUUUUUGCGAAUAUGUAAGCCGACUUAACAUUAUGAGCAUUUUCUGAUGCUGUGGGUUGGUGUUUUUUUUUUCUAAAUGGGAGCAUAGCCGCUGUGGUCGGUGUUUGUAUCUUUUCCAAGAAAGGGAACAAUUAUGGUUCUCUACAUGUUUAUUCGAUCAUUUUGAAAUGAUAAUGAGAGAGCUGUUUAUAUAUUCACUAAUGCUCAGUGAAAGAUUAAACCGUUCUAGGCAUUGUUGUGGAUAUGUUAUGAAAUUGGCGGCAACUGGAUUUACUUC
This is a messenger RNA of Lolium perenne, 1953 nucleotides long. Its product is annotated as amino acid transporter AVT6A. NCBI's taxonomy places the organism in Eukaryota, Viridiplantae, Streptophyta, Magnoliopsida, Poales, Poaceae. Gene Ontology annotation, biological process: amino acid transmembrane transport. Gene Ontology annotation, molecular function: L-amino acid transmembrane transporter activity. The record is from RefSeq and is a predicted model, not a curated record. Gene Ontology annotation, cellular component: membrane.